This is a messenger RNA of Phasianus colchicus (ring-necked pheasant), 2208 nucleotides long. It is a transcript of the gene DNAJB14, whose product is annotated as DnaJ heat shock protein family (Hsp40) member B14. Gene Ontology annotation, molecular function: Hsp70 protein binding. Lineage: Eukaryota; Metazoa; Chordata; Aves; Galliformes; Phasianidae. Gene Ontology annotation, cellular component: endoplasmic reticulum membrane. The record is from RefSeq and is a predicted model, not a curated record. Gene Ontology annotation, biological process: cellular response to misfolded protein.
CGGGCCGGCUGCUGGGCCGAGCCGCGCUGGGGCUGCGGGACCGGCGGCGCGGGGCGAGGCGGCGGGAUGAGCCUGGCGGAGUGACGGGAGCCCCGGGCCGCCCUCCUGCCCGCUCCGCUCCUCGCUCCGCCCCGCCCGGCUCCGCUCUGGCUUCGGGCCCCUUCUCUCUGCGCUGCGGCGGGCGGAGGCGGCGGAAGGAGAAGCUGAUGGAGGGGAACCGGGACGAGGCGGAGAAGUGCAUCGGGAUCGCGCGCGAGGCGCUGGAGGCCGGCAACCGCGACCGCGCCCUCCGCUUCCUCGGCAAGGCCCAGAAGCUCUACCCCACCGAGACGGCCCGAGUUUUGUUGGAAGCUAUUACGAAGAAUGGAAGUACUGCUGGGGGAGGCGCUUACUGCCGAAAACCAGCCAGUAGCAAUGAUCAAAGUAAGCCCACUAGCACGAAGGAGGGCAAUGCAUCUGCUGCAGGUGAAAGUGGAAAAGGCUACACCAAAGACCAAAUGGAAGGAGUAUUCAGUAUGAAGAAGUAUAAAAAUUAUUACGAAGUCCUUGGGGUAUCAAAGGAUGCAGGUGAAGAAGACCUGAAGAAAGCUUAUCGCAAACUUGCUUUGAAAUUUCACCCAGACAAAAACCACGCACCUGGAGCAACGGAGGCUUUUAAAAAAAUAGGAAAUGCAUAUGCUGUGCUGAGUAAUCCAGAAAAACGAAAGCAGUACGACCUUACAGGCAAUGAAGAGCAAACGUGCAGUCACCCUAGCAAUGGUAGAUUCAACUUUCACAGAGGCUGUGAGGCUGAUAUUACUCCAGAAGAUUUGUUCAACAUGUUUUUUGGAGGGGCAUUUCCAACAGGUAGUGUGCACUCAUUUUCUAAUGGUCGUGCUGGCUACAGUCAUCCUAAUCAGCACCGUCAGAGUGGACAUGAGAGGGAGGAAGAGAGGGGUGAUGGAGGUUUCUCUAUGUUCAUUCAAUUGAUGCCUGUUAUAGUGCUGAUCCUUGUCUCCUUGUUGAGCCAGCUGAUGGUAUCUAACCCUCCUUAUGCCUUAUACCCAAGAUCGAGUACAAGGCAGACUAUUAAAAUGCAGACAGAAAAUCUGGGUGUUGUUUAUUAUGUCAACAAGGACUUUCGAAAUGAAUAUAAAGGAGCAUCAUUACAGAAAGUGGAAAAGAGUGUGGAAGAGGAUUAUGUGUCCAACAUUCGUAAUAACUGCUGGAAGGAGAGGCAGCAAAAAACGGAGUUACUUCAUGCAUCAAAAGUUUAUCGAGAUGAUCGUCUCCGAAAGAAAGCAGACUCCAUGUCCAUGGAAAACUGCAAAGAACUAGAACGUUUGACCAGCCUCUAUCGAGGAGGAUGACCUACAGUUAUACAUCUUUCGUAUGCCAUUAUCUCUCUUGUAAAUUAAGAAGAGAUUUAGUUUCACCAUGAAUGCUGGAAAAGAGGGGUGGAUGUAAAACUCUACUGUGUAGCUGUUUCCAGAAACCUUAAGCUGAAAUAUCAUGUAAUGGCUUCUUUACCUACUGUGAAAUAUAGGUAACUUUAAUUGUCUAGAUUUUACUUCGAAGCUUCUGUGAAUUCUUUCAGCAGAGAGAAUAGCUUAGAAAGGAUGCUAUACUUGUAGAAACUUAGUCAUAGUGGUUCUCCUCUAACAUAUUUGCCAUGUAAAUAUCUGUGGAAAGAACAUUUUGUGUAUAUACGAGUUAAAUGACUUUCUAUUUAAAAUCUCAGAAAUUUAGUUCCAUACAACAUUUUGUCUCACUAAUGGAAUAAAUAGUAUGAUUACAUCACUCCUAUUCAGAUGUCAAGUGUGUGGAGUUGAAAUGAGAAUUUUUAAUAUUUUAUCUUUAACUCUGUGUGAAAUCUUCUAGGCCUGCCAGCUUAGAGGAACUUGGUAUUUUUAAAUAUAAUGGCAUAUAUUCCUAAUUAUCUGUUGGGAUGCAUUGAUCUGGUGUAGAGUAGCAGUCAGUUGUUGUAGUUUUUUUAGUGUUUCUAAGCAAUGCUGAGAAAACUAAGAACUACACUAACUUCUUUUCCAAGUAAAUAUUCUAUGAUUUGCAAAUUCUGUACUGAACAUUGUAAGCAUUGCUUUUAGUACUUGCAGCAGUUUACAGCAGCUCUAUCAUUUGGUAUUCCAGUACUAGUAAAUCCAUACAUAUGGCUAACAUGCAUAUAGCUUCUGUAAUUUUCACUGGAAAGACAGAAGAAAAACAUGAAGG